CCCAGAUCAAGGUGUUUGUUUCAUUCACUGAUGUAUUCUACGCACAUAAAUCAGUGCCAGGCACACAGUAGGUGUUUUAAUACUUGCUUAUGCAAUAAACAAAUAAUGGGAAGAUCUCUGGGCGUGGGGAGAGCUAGAUCCCAGUCCAGACACUAAUUGGCAGAGCACUUAUAGAUCAGUCAUGGUAAGACACAGUUUUAAGACUCUAGGGGCACAAAUGAUCUCUUCAUCAUGGUGUUAUUUCUGUGUUUGUUUGUUUGUUUUUUAACAGUACAAAUUAAGGAGACUGGGAUUUAAAAAAUGAAAAUUUGUUCCCUGGAAGAGUUUUGUGAUAAGUAAAGGAAGGCACAUCUUAAAACCCGACACUUCCCCUGCAUUCCAUGAGAAUAUAGCAAAAUGGACAUACCAAAUCCUCCUACUUCCAAAUGUAUCACUUAUUGGAAAAGAAAAGUUAAAUCUGAGUACAUGCGACUUCGACAACUUAAACGGCUUCAGGCAAAUAUGGGUGCAAAGGCUCUAUAUGUAGCAAACUUUGCGAAGGUUCAAGAAAAAACGCAGAUCCUCAAUGAAGAAUGGAAGAAGCUUCGUGUCCAGCCUGUCCAGUUGAUGAAGCCUGUGAGUGGGCAUCCUUUUCUCAAAAAGUGUGCCAUAGAGAGCAUUUUCCCAGGAUUCGCAAGUCAGCAUAUGUUGAUGAGGUCUCUGAACACAGUGGCACUGGUUCCCAUCAUGUACUCCUGGUCCCCUCUCCAGCAGAACUUUAUGGUGGAAGAUGAGACAGUUUUGUGCAAUAUUCCCUACAUGGGGGAUGAGGUGAAAGAAGAAGAUGAGACUUUCAUUGAAGAGCUGAUCAAUAACUAUGAUGGGAAAGUCCAUGGUGAAGAAGAAAUGCUCCCUGGAUCUGUCCUGAUUAGUGAUGCUGUUUUUCUGGAGUUGGUAGAUGCCCUGAAUCAAUACUCGGAUGAGGAGGAAGAAGGGCACAAUGAUACCUCAGAUGGAAAGCAAGAUGACAGCAAAGAAGAUCUGCCAGUAACCAGAAAAAGAAAACGACAUACUAUUGAAGGCAACAAAAAGAGUUCCAAGAAACAGUUCCCAAAUGACAUGAUCUUCAGCGCAAUUGCCUCUAUGUUUCCCGAGAACGGUGUCCCAGAUGACAUGAAGGAGAGGUAUCGAGAGCUGACAGAGAUGUCAGACCCCAAUGCUCUUCCCCCUCAGUGCACGCCCAACAUCGACGGCCCCAAUGCCAAGUCCGUGCAGCGGGAGCAGUCUCUGCAUUCCUUCCACACGCUAUUUUGCCGCCGCUGCUUUAAAUACGACUGUUUCCUUCACCCUUUUCAUGCCACUCCUAAUGUAUAUAAACGCAAGAACAAAGAAAUCAAGAUUGAACCAGAACCAUGUGGCACAGACUGCUUCCUCUUGCUGGAAGGAGCAAAGGAAUAUGCCAUGCUUCACAACCCUCGCUCCAAGUGCUCCGGUCGUCGCCGGCGGAGGCACCACAUGGUCAGUGCCUCCUGCUCCAAUACGUCCACCUCUGCUGUGGCAGAGACCAAAGAAGGGGACAGCGACAGGGACACAGGCAAUGACUGGGCCUCCAGUUCUUCAGAGGCUAACUCCCGCUGUCAGACUCCCACAAAACAGAAAGCGAGUCCAGCCCCACCUCAGCUCUGUGUGGUGGAAGCACCAUCGGAGUCUGUGGAAUGGACAGGGGCUGAAGAAUCUCUUUUUCGAGUCUUUCAUGGCACCUACUUCAACAACUUCUGCUCAAUAGCCAGGCUGCUGGGGACGAAGACGUGCAAGCAGGUCUUUCAGUUUGCAGUCAAAGAAUCGCUUAUCCUGAAGCUGCCAACAGAUGAGCUCAUGAACCCCUCGCAGAAGAAAAAAAGAAAGCACAGGCUGUGGGCUGCACACUGCAGGAAAAUUCAGCUGAAGAAAGAUAACUCUUCUACGCAAGUGUACAACUACCAGCCCUGUGACCACCCAGACCGCCCCUGCGACAGCACCUGCCCCUGCAUCAUGACUCAGAAUUUCUGCGAGAAGUUCUGCCAGUGCAACCCAGACUGUCAAAAUCGUUUUCCAGGCUGUCGUUGUAAGACCCAGUGCAAUACCAAGCAGUGUCCUUGCUAUCUGGCAGUGCGAGAGUGCGACCCCGACCUGUGUCUCACCUGUGGGGCUUCAGAGCACUGGGACUGCAAGGUGGUUUCCUGCAAGAACUGCAGUAUCCAGCGUGGCCUCAAGAAGCACCUGCUGCUGGCCCCCUCAGAUGUGGCCGGAUGGGGCACCUUCAUUAAGGAGUCUGUGCAGAAGAACGAAUUCAUUUCUGAGUACUGUGGUGAGCUUAUCUCUCAGGAUGAGGCAGAUCGACGAGGGAAGGUCUAUGACAAGUACAUGUCCAGCUUCCUCUUCAAUCUUAACAAUGAUUUUGUGGUGGAUGCUACCCGGAAAGGAAACAAAAUUCGAUUUGCAAACCAUUCGGUGAACCCCAACUGUUAUGCCAAAGUGGUCAUGGUGAAUGGAGAUCAUCGGAUUGGGAUCUUUGCCAAGAGGGCAAUUCAAGCUGGUGAAGAGCUCUUCUUUGAUUACAGGUACAGCCAAGCUGAUGCGCUCAAGUACGUGGGGAUCGAGAGGGAGACUGAUGUCCUUUAGUCUUCCUGGGCGCGUGCCAGCGCUCCCGGUAGCGGCACUCACUGCUUUCACGCGCACACCACUGCUGCUCGAGUUUCCUGCACUGUGUGUCUGCCACACUGAGAAACCCCCACCCGCUCCCUCUGUAGUGAGGCCUCAGCUGUGCCCAGCAGGGACAAACUGUCUCAUGACAGGGGAGACAGAGGCAGCUCGGCUUGGGCUCCCAAGAGAGAGCUGCAGAGGCAGGAGAAUGUGUCUGUCUGGCUUCAGAGGAAGAGAAGGCGGGCAGGGCUGGGUGAUUUACGCUUGGUUUCUUGUCAGCCACCCAGAGUGUGGCCUCAGAUACCCAUUUGGGCAGUUCCUAGCAGGCAUUAACCUCUAAUUCUAAUUUUCCAAAUCAAGGGUCCUGUUGAAUCAGGUUGCCAGCAUCUCCCUGUGGAGAGGACAGGCCGGGUUGCGCCUGAUGCCCGAAGCCUGUGCGUGGUCUGGCCAGAGGCGAGCCCUGCCGUAGCGCACGCUGAAUGCAGAGGGAAAUGGGUCAGCUGGCUACCCCUUUGCUCUGGCAGGGUUCACACCGAAAGAAGUGGUUCUAGAUGUGGCUGUUUGCGCUGGGAGAGGGGAAGUGCAAGGCCUUUCUCGCAGUCAGAGAGGGCCAGCCCGACAACAGUAGUUAAAUGGUGAGCUGGGGGCCCAGGCGGCUUUGAGAACCCCUUCUCUGUGUACCCUGGAGAUGGAUGGAUAAGUUUCUGAUUCCCAAGACAGGUGCCCUGCCCUCUCUGCUCCUUCCAGAAUCCUGGCGUGGUGGCUGCAGCCGCCAUUGUGCUGCUAGUGAAGAGGCUCAGGGUGUGCGCGCUGGGGCUGAGCGCUCUGCUGGUUGGCGGGCCUCCCCCUCCCUGAGGCUAGGGCAGGCAGGCGCCAGCCUGGACUGGGUAGGGGCAGAGUGCUAUGACUAGCUCCUGACUGCCUGCCUGCUGUUGGGAAGGCUGAAUUGACAGCGUUGGGAGGUGGGCGAGGGGCUCCCAGAGUCACAUGUUUGGGAUGACAUCACGGGCAGUGCAGACCGGCCGCAGGUACUUGGAGCUUCGGGAAGCAGCGGACCACCUGUCCCAGUCUGUGGCGCCAUUCCCUCUGGGGUUCAUGCAGAGCAGAGCACUUUAUUUCUUCUAGGUGUGUAGGUUGAGGUGGAGUUUGAGCUAAGGUCUCGGGUCCCUGCCCAAAUCCCAUUCUUGAGGCGGGCGGGUGAAGAGUGGAAGUUACUUGUCCAGUUGUGUCUCAUCUCGUGGGGGAUUCAGGGGAGCUGCCUUGCCACAGAACUGGAUGAGGAGGGGCCGGUGCCAAGAGCUGCCCGCCUGACUGCUGAGUGGGGAGUCGGAGCCCGCUGCUGGGUGAAGGAGGCGGCACAGACAGGCUGGGCGCAGGCGUCUCCCUUCCUCCUCCCUGGGCCUCUGCUGAUCACACCCUCCAGCCCCACUGGCUGUCCCGGGAAGCACGUAGUGGGGUUGCCUCUGGCCACCAUCACCUAGUUCGUGGGAUAGAGGCUCACCUGCUCUCACGCACCGCGUGGGUGCUCGUGCCAUGCUCGGUAGGGGCCCAGCCAGCUCCUGACAAGCCUCGUCCCACUCUGGCCAGCCCCGUGCAGAUUCCUCUGCGGUUUGUGUUAUGUAUAUUCGGGACAUCCUCUAGCUGGACCAGGGGCUCCGAAUUACUCAGAAAUUAGAGUUAGGGCUGUCUGAAGUGCCAGGGGCUAGCCAGGAAGAGGUGAGAACAAACGACUAGGGCCUUGGAGGGGCUAGACCGGCCCCACCCUUCCCUCGCAUGCAGAAUCGCUGUGGUGGGCCCCUUCCCCAGCUGCAGACCACUCAUAUUUCCCUUCCUUCCCCCUCCACCCUGCCACCCCUCACCUUUAAUGACGGGUCUCAACCCCUCCCCCCAGACUUGGAAUGAUGGUGGUAGAGACUAGGGGGAGGCUGGUUUAUGUGCGGCUUUAUUGCCAGUGAAUUUCACGCACUUUAAAGUCUUGUGGCUUGUGACCUCUUAUCUGAAUAAAAUGGUAGAAUCCAUUUUGGCAAGUUGUAUACUGUGUGCUGUGGGUCCAGAAGGAUCCCGGGAUGGUGGUACAAGAACAGACCAGGCUAAAGCGUCACAUUCAGAUCCCAACUAUCCCCUGAGGUCUGGAGGGAGGGGGGGGGCGAUCAGUCUUUUGAUAGGUGAGGCAAGGAUUUUGAGGGAUCAGUUCAGUUAAAAUCACCCCACUCACCCCUGACCAGACGCCGGCUACCACACACAGACUGGGGCUCUGCCACUCGGCUUUAUUAAAGUGGCUCCGAGUCUGUGAGCACAGCUUCGGGUGCAGGCUGGCGAGCGACCGGCGGGCCUCAUGAAACUUUCAACACAGGAGAA
Condylura cristata (star-nosed mole) is the source of this 5019-nucleotide messenger RNA. RefSeq names its product enhancer of zeste 1 polycomb repressive complex 2 subunit (gene EZH1). NCBI's taxonomy places the organism in Eukaryota, Metazoa, Chordata, Mammalia, Eulipotyphla, Talpidae. The record is from RefSeq and is a predicted model, not a curated record. Gene Ontology annotation, biological process: chromatin remodeling. The transcript has 21 exons. Gene Ontology annotation, molecular function: histone H3K27 methyltransferase activity; protein binding. The coding region runs from base 397 to 2640 and encodes 747 amino acids.